Molecule: messenger RNA, 1756 nt
Organism: Chrysoperla carnea
Lineage: Eukaryota; Metazoa; Arthropoda; Insecta; Neuroptera; Chrysopidae
Exons: 8
Coding region: 79-1563 (494 amino acids)
Cellular component (GO): plasma membrane
Molecular function (GO): GTP binding; calcium channel regulator activity; GTPase activity
Source: RefSeq, a predicted model, not a curated record
UCAUCAUUCCCUGAUACAUUUAAAGAUUUUUUCCAAACGCUUAACGAAGACGAUGAUAAUGUUGAUAUUUUAGCAACAAUGCUCGAAGAUAAAUUAAUUCCUCGUAAAAAUGACACCAAAAAAUCUAAUAACAAUAACAAUAUUAAUAAUAAUACGGUAGAGAAAAAACCUUUUGGGCGACGUGGAAUGUCAGCCAGGCAUUAUCAACGACGUUCGUCGGAGUUUCAUCGUCCACAAUCCGUUCAACAACAACAAUCACAGCAACAAUCGAAUCCAACAUUUCGUUAUGAUGUCUCACCAACAAUUAAACGUCGUAGAUCGUCUUCGAUUGCUGUAACUCGAGCUCCACCUGAUUUACAUCGAUUCUUACAAGCGGAACAACAAAGACAAUCGACUAGUGGCUAUUUAACUCCACAAUCACCUCGGUCACAUUUAAGCCCGAAUGCAACGCAAUGUAAUACACCGUUAUUACAAAGUCCUGGUUGUUAUCAGAGUACUUCACCGCGGAUGUUACACUUGAGUCCGGGGUCAUCGCCUGGUCAUCGAAGUGCUUCGGCCAUGAUGGGUAUGAGUGGUGAACCGUUGAGUCCACGUACACCAAGGCAUGAGUAUCGGACGUAUCGGACGAGAACGUCAUCGAUGCCGGUUGUGCCACGACAUAGGCCAAUGUUAGCGGAAAUCCGACGUGGUACAGCUGUACAAAGUGGUAGCGAAGAUAUUGAAUAUUACAGAUUGCGCAGUUUCUCAAUAACAGCAAAUGGUAUAUUUAAUUUAGGAGAUUCGUUACGCAGUCGACGAUCACGUUCAAAUAAUUCUGUCACAUCGACGGGGACAUCGGGCAGUGGUGUUUCUAGAAAUUCGGCAAGCUCAAAUGGUGGAGGCUACGAACAAAAUGAUCAAGAUACACAAUCAUCAACUGUUGCCUCAUAUAAAGUGGGUAUGUUGGGCGCAGCUGGUGUUGGGAAAACAGCAUUAAAUUAUCAAUUUACAACAUCUGAAUAUAUUUGUGCAUAUGAUGCUUCAUUAGACGAAGAAUAUGGACAAAAAACCGUUUCAGUUAUGUUGGAUGGACAAGAAACGGAAUUAGAAAUUAUUGAUCAUCCAUCGGCAGAAAUGUCGGUGGAGAGCUUUUGUGCCACAUAUAAUGUCGACGUAUUCGUUAUUGUAUAUUCAAUUGUUGAUCGUAAAAGUUUUAAGACUGCUGAAGAAAUUUUGUUAUAUUUAUGGAAAAAUGAGUAUAUGGCUACAAAAGGGGUGAUUUUAGUUGGUAAUAAAGCAGAUUUAGAACGAAAACGAGAAGUGCCCAUGGUUGUUGGCCGACGUUUAGCAAAUAGUUGUGGAUGUAAAUUUAUUGAAACCUCUAGUGGCUUGGAUCAUAAUGUGGACGAAUUAUUAGUAGGUAUAUUAGCACAAGUUAAAUUGAAUCCAAAACGUGAACGCCAACAAUCGACAAGUCGUAAACGUCGACAUAAAACACGAAUGGGCAGUGGACGCAGAAUAUUAAAACAUUUGUUAGGAUUUAAACGAAAGACAAAAUCAUGUGAAAAUUUAUUUGUCUUAUAAAAUUUUUUCCAACUAUAAAAACAAUUAUGGCUGUUUUCAUUAACAUCACUCAAAAGAUGGCUUAAUUACUUUUAAGUCCAACACACACAUAUGCAGUAAAAACGUUAUUAGGCAAAAUUCUUUCGAAUCAAAUAGAGGAUAAUCCCGAUGUUGAAUUGGCCAUAUCAUACCAUUUUACACAUAAAAAUGUAAA